AUGCGGUCAAUUCUUGCCAUCAUCAUUUUGCGGCUAUUGGCCUGUCCGGUGGUUCGAUGCGAUUUUCCACACUACAUUACGUUCAAAAGUUUUCCGACGGCACUAGCGGAGUGUGCCGAAUACUUCCAGGUGUCCAACUGUUCCCUUCGGAAUUUCAUCGAGCGAGAUUACCCCGAUGAGCCAAUAGUGAAAAAGUUGCUUCAUUGUACGAUGGUUAAUUUGUGUACUUGGGACGACAGCACCGGUGUUCGGGAGUUUGUUUUUCGGAAUUUCUUUCAACCGAAUCCCGAUGACAGUUGUAACGAGAAUCGAACUCGAGAGUGUGUGCAGGGCUCUUUGCGGCAGUUGAACGACGAUUGCUACAAUAGUCGAGCGUACGAAACCUUCAAAUGUUAUUUUCGCCAUUUCGGUGAGCUACUCGAGAGCGAUCAGUUCAUUCCGAACGAGGAGCUCGAACUGCAGCAGUUGGUACAAACUUCACUGAUCAUUGAGAGCCUUCCGAGGUCCGUGCUGGCCCAGUAUUGCAGAGGUGACAUCUGGGAGGAACCACAUUUCCCGGAAGUCCUGCUGAACAUCUUCGUGCGCGGUGGAUACUAUUCACUGGGCAGUGGCAUCCAACUGGAGAACAUUUACACCCAGCUCGGUAAUCCUGAGCUACUCACACCUCAAACGAGCCAGUGCUGUGAAGCCGUUGCAAGUUCACUGUGCGAUCCCAGCCACGCCACGAAGCUCUUCCAGAUAGUGCGCAAAUGUCUACGGGAACUUACACCGACAGAAAAGUACAUCAAAGAAGCUGCUAAGGUCCUGAUCGGUGAGGACGGAUCUGCUGGUAGCUGUGCUGUCAGACCCCCCUCGCCCAGUAGCAGUUGUAACAGUUGUGGUGCCCAGUGGAACGAACAGAUUCAGGUCUACAAUCGAGUUUGA
This is a messenger RNA of Malaya genurostris, 924 nucleotides long. RefSeq lists its product as uncharacterized. The coding region runs from base 1 to 924 and encodes 307 amino acids. Gene Ontology annotation, molecular function: odorant binding. The record is from RefSeq and is a predicted model, not a curated record. NCBI's taxonomy places the organism in Eukaryota, Metazoa, Arthropoda, Insecta, Diptera, Culicidae. Gene Ontology annotation, biological process: sensory perception of smell. The transcript has a single exon.